AUCACAAGCCACCCACACCCAGAAGCCAAGAUGGCAGCCUCUGACAGGGCCCCUGGGCCUCCAACCGACCAACCUCUACCAGCACAGCAGGCAAGCGAAUUCCCCCACGAGGACCGCAUAGUGGCAGCCUUCAACCUUUUCUGGACGCCAUGGUGGGCCAUACUGGCGCAGACCCAAGCAACUACAGGG
Pelobates cultripes (western spadefoot toad) is the source of this 189-nucleotide messenger RNA. The record is from the annotation of a GenBank genome assembly. NCBI's taxonomy places the organism in Eukaryota, Metazoa, Chordata, Amphibia, Anura, Pelobatidae.